Messenger RNA from Aspergillus alliaceus, 2357 nucleotides. RefSeq names its product putative MFS multidrug transporter. The record is from RefSeq and is a predicted model, not a curated record. The coding region runs from base 511 to 2190 and encodes 559 amino acids. The transcript has a single exon. Gene Ontology annotation, biological process: transmembrane transport. Gene Ontology annotation, molecular function: transmembrane transporter activity. NCBI's taxonomy places the organism in Eukaryota, Fungi, Ascomycota, Eurotiomycetes, Eurotiales, Aspergillaceae.
ACCCUUCCCAGUAAGUUUUCAACAAAGAAGGGAGGGGGUGUUUUUUUAGCCUUACAGGACACAUGGAGUUACCGUGGUAUGCAGAAGCCGCAGGCUGUCAUUGAAGGGUUGAUCACUGACUGAUGCAUGGAUUGUAAGGGUGUGGGUGGCCUGGCCUAUCUGUCAGAUGGGAUUCAGCCGAUCGAUGGGGGUAUGUGGAGAUGCUCGAUGGGCUAACCGAUGAGAUCGUCGGAUCAUUGAACCAUGACGUUGAGAAACCGUUUCCUAAUGCGUCGUAUCAUUCCUCUGAUUUGGGACCACUUGCUGACCUUUGAUAUAAAGGUUUGGAAACUUCCAUGUUCCUGAAGUUAUUCCUCAUUCUUUCACCACUCACCCACUGGUGCUUUUCUGGGGUUCUUCUUAUCUAUUGUCUUUUAUGAAUAUCUCUUUAUAGGGUAUAUCCUUCCCCACAGACCCACAUACCUUGAUUGUGGCAGAUACCUAUUAUCUGAAGACGCCUGCUCCUCAGUCAUGGCGUCAAACGACCCUUAUAACAAGCCCUCAGAUCCAAGCAUAAACCCUGAAAAGCUUUCAGAAGAAAAGAAAGAUAGCUUAGAUCAGGAGGGUAAGAGCACGAGUCCUUCUCGCCAACCCGCGCCCUUCCAUGCUGAACAUGCCUCGCAGUCAGACCAUGAUAGCGAGGAGCAUGGCAAGUUCCGCGGAGAUGGAAAACGAGAGUUGACAGAGGACGACUGCUACGAGAAAUUGGGAUUUUGCUUCCCCUGGUACAAAAAGUGGGCUAUCCUCACCGUUGUCUUCACGGUGCAGAUGUCCAUGAACUUCAACAGCAGUGUGUAUCCAAAUGCCGUUACACCACUUUCGGAGCACUUUCACGUUAGUGAGCAAGCUGCUCGAGUGGGGCAGAUGAUCUUCUUGGUUGCCUACGCCUUUGGAUGUGAGUUGUGGGCGCCAUGGAGUGAAGAGCUCGGCAGGUGGCCUAUCAUGCAGCUCAGUUUGUUUCUGGUGAAUAUUUGGCAGAUCCCCUGUGCCCUAGCUCCCAACUUUGGAACUAUUGUUGUCGGUCGCUUUCUCGGUGGCCUGAGCUCAGCGGGCGGUUCGGUCACCCUAGGCAUGACUGCAGACAUGUGGGAGCCAGAUGACCAAGGCUUUGCUGUGGCCUAUGUGGUGUUGUCCUCUGUCGGUGGUACCACAAUCGGCCCUAUAUUUGGUGGAAUGAUUCAGCAGUGGCUGGACUGGGAAUGGAACUUUUGGAUCCAGCUUAUCUUCGGCGGAGUUACUCAAUUGAUGCACUUCUUCCUGGUUUGCGAGACUAGAUCGACCAUUCUUAUCGACCGAGAGGCAAAACGUCGUCGCAAGACUGGUGAAGAUCCCAAUGCCUACGGACCAAACGAGCUAAAGACUCCCCGAUUUGACGCCAAGGAUAUUCUACGUAUAUGGGCCCGGCCUUUUGAAAUGUUUUUAAGAGAACCUAUCGUGCUCUUCCUCUCUCUGCUGUCUGGUUUCUCUGAUGCCCUCAUCUUCACGUGCAUCGAAUCUUUCAACCUUGUUUUCAAACAAUGGGGAUUCAAUGCUCUUCAAAUCGGACUCUGCUUUAUCUCUAUCGUCAUCGGAUAUCUUGUCGCGUACGGCAUCUUCCUCCCCGACAUUUGGCGUCAGCGUAAGAUUAGACAGAGCCAUGGCAAUGCAGCUCGACUACCUGAGCGCCGUCUCUUGUUACUUCUCUUUAUUGCACCGUUGGAGACGAUUGGGCUAUUCGGCUUUGCCUGGACAUCAAUGGGUCCGGAGUAUACCCACUGGAUUGUGCCCUUGGUUUUUGUUUUCCUGAUUGCCAUUGCCAACUACGGGAUCUACAUGGCAACCAUUGACUACAUGGUUGCCGCAUAUGGGCCCUACUCCGCAUCCGCCACUGGAGGCAACGGGUUUGCCCGUGAUCUCCUCGCAGGGCUGUCUGCAAUGUACGCGACCCCAAUGUACAAGAACAUCGGUGGCAAGUUCCAUCUACAGUAUGCCAGUACGGUCCUCGCCUGUCUCGCAGUUCUCGUGACGAUUCCUAUAUAUAUUUUCUAUUGGAAGGGACCUGAGAUUCGUGCGAGCAGUAAGUUUGCCCAGACCCUGGAGGCAGACCGCGCACAGCACGCAGGCCGCCGGGCCAGUCAUCUCGGCGCAGAUGAGAAGCCUUACAGCGCCUGAAACCGGUUUGCUUUCUCGACUAUGGAUCUUUUUUUCCCUAUGUCUCUAUUGUAUCGAUAUGAUUCCCAUUCUACAUUGUUAUUUAAAGCAUUUUUUUAGCGGUGUUUAGAUAAGACUUCUAGGGUGGAGUGGGUCUUGUCGGAGCGGCCGGUCAAACGACUGAUGAC